Cherax quadricarinatus is the source of this 3318-nucleotide messenger RNA. Lineage: Eukaryota; Metazoa; Arthropoda; Malacostraca; Decapoda; Parastacidae. The record is from RefSeq and is a predicted model, not a curated record.
AUGGGGCAAGAGAAUAAGAGAAGGCCUGAAGAGAAUAUGCCCCUGGAUCGUGACCCUCCUCACGGGCGUGCUCAGUGGCGACUGCGAGUGACGGCGUCGGAUGGAGAGCUGGAGGCGCACACCAAUGUACGUGUCAACCUCAAGGACGUUAACGACAACGCCCCUUACUUCCCCUCCCACACCACCACAACUACCGUUUCUGAAGACACGCCCAAAGGUACGGUGGUGGCCCAGAUGCUGGCCACGGACCACGAUGACCCCGACGAGGGUCACAACGCUCGUCUGGUCUACUCGCUGGAGAAAAACGUGAUCGACGAGUCGAGUGGGAGCGCCAUCUUCAGUAUCGACAGUCAGCUGGGUCUCAUCACCACGGCGCUCUGCUGUCUCGACCGUGAGAAGACCCAGCGCUACACCAUCCAGGUGGUGGCUACUGACGGAGGAGGACUCAAAGGUACAGGGACGGUGGUAGUGGAGGUCGGGGACGUCAACGACGUACCUCCGAGGUUCUCGCGUCCUGAGUGGACGUUGGACGUGUGUGAGAGUCUCACUCCCGACCAUGUGCUGGCCACCCUCACCGUCGUUGAUAACGAUGUCUCCAAUAACUUCUCCUUCCGGGUGGUGCCGGGAAGUGGGCGUGGCUGGCAGCUGUUUCGGGUUGAGGGUCGGCGCCGGGGCAGCCCUGGAGGUGACCUGAGGUCUGUGACUCCUCUAGACUACGAGAACCCCAGCCACAGACGAGGGUUCCGCUUCAGGGUGCAGGUCACAGACAUGGGAGGACAUGGUCGAGUGCGCUACAAGAUAGCUGAGGACAGCGAUCCUAGGCGACAGUUCGGAGUAGAUGGAUCAGGGGCGGUGUGGGUGGUGGGCAACCUGGACCGCGAAACAGCAGCCGCCCACACUGUGCUGGUGUGGGCGGUGGACGACGGUAACCCACCCAGGACAGCUACUGCAACCCUCACGGUGAACGUAACAGACGUGAACGACAACCCACCGUUCCUGGCUGAGCCGCGACAGGUGCAGGUGGUGGAGAACGGUGGAGCCCAGGUGGUGGCCAGGGUCCGUCUGGGAGACCCUGACGACUGGCGUCAGGGCCACGGGCCCCCCUUCACUGUUGCUCUGGACCCCAGGGCCCCCCAGCACGUCGCUGACACCUUCAGGGUCACCCACGACAAGAGAGGGGACGAGGGGCGUGGUGUGGGCGUGGUGUGGGCGCGGGCGGGGCUGGACAGGGAGGAGCGCCGUUCCCUGUUAGUACCGUUGUUAGUGGCAGACGCUGGAUGGCCGCCGCUCACCACCACAGCAACUCUCACUGUUCACGUCGCUGACCUCAACGACAACCCCAUGACACCCGCUUCCAAGACUGUCAUUGUCCACACUCUCCAGCCACAGGGAAAACCUGUUCCUCUGGGAAGGGUGUACGUCAAGGACCCCGAUGACUGGGACUCCGCCUCCAAGACCUACUCCUGGAGACAAUAUGUUGAGGGCUUCUUCCUAAACUCCUCCAACGGUGAUCUCACCAUGGCGCCCGACACCCCUGAAGGCCGGUACGAGUUAAGCUUCAAGGUCAACGAUGCCAGUCAAGGUCAGUUUGGGGUGAGGGCCAACGUGACAGUCGAGGUCAAGACCCUGAAUGCUCAUGAUGUAACUUAUGCUACUCCUAUUACCCUGGCUGCUGACCCCUAUCAGCUGGUCGUGGAGAGAGAGGGCGGAGAUUCAUCGACACUAUCCCUGCUGGAGUCGACGGUGCGGGCGUGGGUGGGGAGGGACGAAGCGGGCGUGUGGGCGGUGUCAGUGGAGGCGCUGGAGGAGCACCCCACGCCCUCCACCAUCACUGAUGCCUGCCGUGUAUGGCUGGUGUCGCCAGGAAUGACCAACUUACAGCACCUCAUUCUCUAUAGGAAACUCGAGCUGAGCGCCAUCUUGGGUGUCAGUGUACGCGAGGUUGGUAUAGGGACGUGCCAAGAGGCCUCUCCUGUCAUUGAUCUGGACGACGCUUACGAGUUCGAAGGCGAGAUCGACUUCGAAGAAGUGAGUAACGCCGCACAGGACGUUGAUGGAUGUAUGGACGGGUGUUGGGUACGAGCUGCCCUUGGCGAGGGUUUCAGUGUGGUGGAUGCCAACACCUCGGCCCUGGUUGGUCCCAGGAUGGAGGUCCUCACCACUUGCGGCUGUGGCAACACCGCCCCUGACCACACCACCUGUUCCCCUUACACCUGCCUCAACGGUGGCAGGUGUAUUCCUACACCCACAGGCACCAAGUGUAUAUGUCCUCACGGCACGUGGGGCUCCCGCUGUAAAGUCGUAGUCAGGCACUUCGAGGACAGCGGAGGCGGACGAGAUACUGGAGGUGAAGUAGGCGAGGACGUUCCAGUGGGCGGGUGGGCGUGGGUGGCGCCCAUCCCGCCCUGUGCCGAGGUCCACCUCAGUCUGGAGGUGCUCACCAGGUCCCCGGCGGCCACCCUGCUGUACUCAGGUCCUGACCAUGGGGCGGCGACCUCAGACACCGAAGAUGACAGCAUCAGGGAGUUGCUACUGCUGGAGCUGCGUCAGGGACGCCCAUCCCUCCUGCUGGACCUCGGCGGUGGUCCUGUCACCCUCACCCUCAACGCCUCCUCUUCCCUCGCAGACAAUACCUGGCACAGGAUCGAUCUCAUAUGGAAAGACGAGUUGGUGGAGAUGAUCGUGGACUUGUGUACGGGCGGAGGGCUAGACGAACCGCCUACUUUUCCCUCCAGCCCCGCCCAUGCCACCCCUACGGACGCCCACACCUGUCGAGGGGCGGCCAGACUACCCCGGACCGCCCGCGUGCUCAACGCAAGUGGGCCGUUGCAGGUGGGUGGGCUGGCCCACCCACUCCCUGCCCACUACCUGAAUGACGGAACACCCAUCUUUCGCCCACCUCACUUCCAGGGCUGCCUCAGGAACCUCAGAGUGAACGGCCAGGUGAGAGAGAGAGAGAGAGAGAGUGAUCACACGGUCCUGAGUUUCAAAUAUCUUGUGGAAGCAACAGUGGAGAGAGAAGCAACACAGGAAGAAGGCGAGAAGCCAAACUUCAAAAGAAGGAACUACACAGGCAUGAGGCAAUUCUUGAAUGAGGUGCAGCAGGAAAGAGAACUAGAGUGGAAGACGAGUGAGAUGAUGGAGAAUGUGACCGGAAAGUGUAGGGAGGCAGAGAAGAAAUUCGUACCCAGGAGCAAAGGAAACAACGAGAAUAAGAGACUGUGCCCAUGGUUUACUCAGUGGUACACAGAGAUCAAAGCUAAAUUUGCUAGAGUAAGGAAAAAUAUGGAAGACAAAGAACUCAGAACAAGGAAUUAA